AUGAGUGUUGUAUCAGGGGCUAGGCAUGGGCUCACAUACGAGGAAUUGAAGGAGCGCUUUUCCCAUGUGCCACAGACAUGGCUUCAGCAGCUCCUGGCUGUGCUCUCCCAUGUCAGGCAGAGCAGCGGCAACAGCAGCAGCCAGGGCCUCACCAGCCUGUUGGACGCAGGUGCCCUGACAUCCAUCCUUGCGUUGCAAGAUGGAAAGUCAGAGCCAGCGGAGGAAGCUAGCCAUGUGGCACCCUGGCUGCGGCCACACAGCAGCGUGCCAUCUGUCCUGCAGAAGGCUCUCCUCAGAGAGCUCGGCUGGAGCCCCUCUGUGAGAGCGCCUGGGAACCUGCUGCCGCCUGAGCAGUUCAUAAAGCAGCUGCGCUACCAGCGGACAGUGCGGGGCCACCACUUUGCUGUGUACUGCAUCGCUUUUGACCGGAGCGGCCGCCGCAUCAUCACCGGCUCUGAUGACCGCCUGGUCAAGAUCUGGAGCGUGGAGACAGCACUGCUGCUCAUGUCCUGCCGCGGGCACGAGGGGGAGGUCACGGAUCUGGCGCUGAGCUCAGACAAUGGCAUUGUUGCCUCCUCCUCCAACGACACCACCAUCCGUUGCUGGGACAUGACGGAUGGCCAGCUGGGGGUGCCUGUGUCAGUGCUGCUGGGCCACACAGCGCCGGUGACCUUCAUCGAUUUCUGCGCCUGCAUCCCAGACGCGCUGCUGUCCUCCUCCCUGGACGGCACCUGCCGCAUCUGGUCCGCCAGGGAUGGCGGCGCGGCCGUGCACGUGCUCACGGCCGCCCUGCUGUUCGGGCCGACGCGCGGUCUCACGCGCUUCGGCGGCGGCCUGAGCGACUCUGGCCGGCACACCCGUUCGGCCGCUGGCCCCUCCACAGGCGCGCCUUUGGGGGCGGCCGGGCCGUCCGGCUCCAAUGGGCGCGGCGCUUCAACUCCGGCAGGGCCCGGCCCCAGCUCGCUGCGCCUCGCGGCGGCGGCUGCGGCCGCCGCCGCAAACGGAUCUGCGCCUGCGUCUGGGGACGAGUCGCAGCAAGGCUUGCUGCCCCAGAAUGAGACGCCAGGUCUGCUGGUCUGCAGUUUUUCCAAAGAUGCCAGCUACAUUGUGGCUGGAGCCAACGACUGCUGUACAUAUGUGUGGCACUGGGACGUUGGCCACAAAACCCGGCAGAAAAACACGCGGGGGGUUUAUGCGCCUCCAGAUGAUGAUGAUGACACACCAGAGACUGGAGACUUGCUGAAGUGGUUCAGCCACAAUAGCAAGGGCGUCGCCACCGGCGCAAAGGAUGGCAGCGUCAGGAUAUGGAGGAGGCAGCGGAAGGGCCGUGCAAUCAGCAACAUGUGGGUGAACUCCCUGGUGCUGUCGUGCCCAGUGGACGACGCGGCCGCGGCAAAUGCGCGCAGACGGCGGCGAGCGCCCCCCACCAAUUCCAUCAACCAGGUCGCCUGGACCCGCGACGACUCCAUGAUCCUGGCGGCGCUGACGGAUGACAGCGUGCGCGUGUGGGAUGCGUGGGGCGGGCAGCUGCUGCAGCGGCUGGAGGGGCAUGCCGGGCGCGCGCAUGUGCUGGAAUGCCACCCGCUGGACCACCGCCUGGCCAUGUCCGCCGGCUACGACGGCCUCACCAUUAUCUGGGACAUACUCGCCGGCCGUGCCCUUGCCAGGUUCUCGACGCAGGACACGCGGCCGGUGGGGGACCGCUGGUGCGACCCCAUCCAGCUGGUGGACGGCCACUGGUCGGCGGACGGCGCAUCCGUAGUGGUGGCGGACGUGGCGGGGCAGUGGCACCUGUACAGCUGCGGCAACUUCUCCUUCCCCGCGCGCGCCCUCUACGACCACUUCCUCUCCGGCGACUAUGCUCCCCUCGUGCGCGAUGCCAACCAGUUUGUGCUCGAUGUCGACUCGCAGCAGCCGCCGCACAUCAGCCAGCACAAUGACACGUUGGUGGAUUUCCUGGGGGAGCCGUACCCGCCCAGCAUCCAGGCGGCGCGGCGAGAGGGCCGGCUGGGGCGCAUGUCGGAGGCGGAGGUGGCCGUGGAUCUGCGCGCGCAGCCGGGCAUGCUGCCCAACGCCCUCAUCCAAGCCGGCCCCACCCUCACCGCCGCUGCCUGGCAGAGCCAGGAAGCGGGAGGCUCAGAGGAGGAGAUUCAGCUGGCGGUGGCGCGGGCGCAUGAGCGCAUGCUGCAGGCCGAGCUUGUGGAGUCACAGGUGCCAGCAGCGCAGGCCGGCCCCUCCGAGCCACAGCAGCAGCAGCAGCCGGCGCGCGCCGGCCGCGCCCCGCCGGACGGCAGCCGCGCCGCCAGCUCGCGGCAGGCCGAGCAGGUCAGGGCGCUCAACCGGCUGGAGGACGAUGCGGACUCGCUGAAUGACUUUGCCUUCACCAGCGAUGAGGACAGCGACGGGUGGCUCCAUGCGGAGGCGCGGCCCACAAGAGCCUCUGCACGCCAGCAGGCUCGCCAGCUACGCAGCAGGAACCGGGGGGGCGGAGAGGCGGGUGAGCAUGAGGAGAGCGAGGACAACAGGGAGCGGCGGGCAACGCGGCGCGCGGAGAUGCGCGAGCGGAGGCAGGUGGAGCUGAUGAUGGAAGAGGGCUCCGCGCGGCCGUCGCGCGCCAGCAAACGGCCGCGCCGGGGCGCCACAGCGGACGUUGCCGAUGAGGCCCCCGGCACCAGCGGGUCGGAGUACAGCUCUGGCGAGGAAGAGGACAACGCCAGCGAGGGCGGCAGCGGGCCCGGGACGCGGAGGCUGCUGCGGAGGCGGACGGGUGCGGCGCCGGGCGGAUCGCAGCGGCAGCGCGAGCGUGAGAGGGAGCGGGAGCGGCAGGAGUCGCGCCGGCGGCAGCGGGAGGCGCGGCUGCAGAAUCGCAACCGCAGCCGGCUGCGCGCGCAGGCCGUGCAUGCCGAGGGCGCCGCCGCUGAGGGCCGCUCCUUCAAGGCGUACUCCUGGCUCCAGGUCCUGGCCCAGACGCCAGGCGUGUAUGUGCCGCAGCUGGGCGACGACGUGGUGUACCUGCAGCAUGGGCACCGCUUGUACUUUGAGAAGAUGAACGACAAGCGCCGCGGCCCCUGGGACACAGUCGUCUCCACCGCCGCGGGCAGUCGGGGGGCGCGGAUGCGGCAGGCGGAGCCGGCGCGCGUGGUGGCGUUGCGGUACGAGAUCAGUGCCGACGCGCACCACGACACGAUGGCAGUGCUGCGGCUGGCGCUGACGGACGAGGGGUCGCCGCUGGCCGGACGCGAGUUCGAGCUGGAGAUGCCGCCGCCGCACCACGGGCAGGCCGAGUUCAUCGUCCUGCGCUCGCGCUUCGACGUCUCCGUGCAGCGCGACUGGCACGAGCUCGACAAGUGCCAGGUGUACUAUCCGGAUGAGGAGCCGGGGCGGGGGCAGUGGUGGUCGGGGCAGGUGGUGUGUGACCAGCAGGAAUUCCUGGGGCCUGAUGAGGCGCGCCAGCUGCUGGAGAACCCUUGGGGCAGCGAGAGCCUCUGGGAGCGCUUCACCAUCCACUGGGACGAGCCUGUGGGAGCGGACCCGUCGCAGCAGAGCCCCUGGGAGAUGUUCAACGAGGACGUGCAGCCAGAGGAGGUGCUGGCGGAGGCACCGGCGCUGGAGCCCAGCCUGCAGCAGCGCGCUCAAGCCGCCCUGGAGCGCCUCUCGCGCGCCCCACGCUUCCAGCUGUUCGCUGAGACACCCACGCCCGACGCCGUCUACAGCACCGGCGAUGGCGGUGAGUCCCUGAAGUGCCGCCACGCCAACAGCAAUGACACGCCGGUGUGGUACACUGCGGUGGUUCCCCUGCCGCUGGCCAUUCCUGACGUGCUGGAGCGGGUGAAGAGCGGCUACUACCGGCAGCCGCAGGCGCUGCAGCACGAUGCGCGCACCAUCUCUUCCAAUGCCGUGCUCUUCAACGGGGAGGGCUCCGAGGUCGCUCAACUUGCAGAGGAGCUGGCCGGGUGCAUCAUUGCGGCAGUGCAAGGGCAGGAGGUAGUCAUCAAUGAGGCCACAGGGGUGGAUGAUGACGAUGAUGAUGAGGAGGUGGAGAUUUCAGAGGACGAAGAUGGCCAAGAUGACGAGGACAGCGCAGGCUUUCACCACUUUGCCAGGCGGCCGCGUAGCCUGCGCAGACGCGGGCACAACAACGCACUCGGCGCCAUUGAGGCCACAUCAGAUGAUGAGGACGAUGAGGAGGAGGCGGCUCCUUCGAGGCACACCAGGCGCCGGUCCUUGCACAGGCAUGCUGGCACACUGGACCACAGAGAGGCCAACGGCAUUCCUCUAGGCGGUCACAGCAGGUUCCCCUCGCGGCUGCGCCAGAUGGUCAGCAGGUACUCGCCCGAAGCAGACGGCGCAGCUUUCUCACACAGGCACACCCGGCGGCUAGACAGGGACGGGCACCAUUCCGCACCCGCCCACGGCCAGGACGCACGCAGCGUACGAUGGGGCCUGCGCUCCCGGGAGCCGGCAACCGCUGGCGCCAGUGGCAGCGACGAUGCAGCGGCGGCUAGCGCACCGGGCAGAUUUCCGGUGGUGCGCCUGCGCGUGAGCAGCCGGGUCCACGGCCUGGAAUCGCCGCCCAUCGGGCAGCUGCUGAGGUCCGCCCCACCGCCGCCGCUGCCGCCCCCAGCCUCCGCCGACGGGCCGGCCCGGCCACCCCGGCGCGCCGCCGCAGCAGCCGCUGCGCAGCCGCCGCCGGCGGCCGCCAGCCCCGAGCCGGAGGCGAGCCGCCGUUCCAUCUCGAGGCACUCCCUGCGCAGCGGCCGGGAGCUGUCUGCGCCCAUCCUUCCGAACGGAUUGGCGGCAGGGGAACUAAUGGGCACGCCCGACCGUGGCGCACCGGCGGAGGACGGCGCGCUGCCGUCUCCGGCGCGCAGUACGCGGCGGCGUGCGGCGUCCACGACGCCAGUGCUCCCGUGCAGAGGCGGCGGCGGCGCGGCUCUUGAGAAUGGCGAUGCAGUUGCGGCAGCCAGCGGGAGAUGGCCCAGGCGGCAGGGCACCAGGUCGGCGGAGAAGAAGGCUGAUCACAGCGAGGAGGAUCAGGAUGACGACAGGGGGCCCGGCCAGGGGAGGCUGAAAAGGGGCCGGCAGCGCAGCCUGGAAGAGCUUCAGAAGGCAGAGGGCAGCGCGGGUGGGCCGCAGCAGGACCCAGGCGAGGGUGCAGAGGAGUCACAGAACCUGCCCGGCAGGGCAAGUUCCGGGCUCCGCUUUAGAUUCACCCGCAAUGGGGUGUCGCUCUGA
Molecule: messenger RNA, 5235 nt
Organism: Coccomyxa subellipsoidea C-169
Lineage: Eukaryota; Viridiplantae; Chlorophyta; Trebouxiophyceae; Coccomyxaceae
Exons: 22
Coding region: 1-5235 (1744 amino acids)
Biological process (GO): regulation of cell shape; cytoskeleton organization; regulation of transcription by RNA polymerase II
Cellular component (GO): nucleus
Molecular function (GO): protein binding
Source: RefSeq, a predicted model, not a curated record